AUGGAUGACAGUAUGGAUGGUAUGGAAGACAAUUCAGGCGGUGAUCGUAUGGACACGAAUGGCGGACGCGUUGAUGACAAUUGCCUUCAGGCCUUUCUGGCCAUCGACACCGACCAAGAGAUGGACAACAACUUUGCCGAUAACCUACACCUCAAGAGUCGCAGGAAGUCCUUGUCGUCGAAGAAUAGCAUUAAAUCCAAUUCAAGUGAUGGCAAGCAUUCGGUGAAGAGUGUGGUGUCAGAGAAGGGCGCGAAUCGGUCACAAACGGUGUUUCUGGCCAUCAAAGACACCUACUGUUGGGACUGCCAUAAGAGUGGAGUCGACUUCUCCUGUAAGGCAUGUCUUCGCAGUUAUCAUCAAAAGUGUUCGUCACUGAAGAGAAGUCCGUCGGCUGUCGACAACCGGUUGUGUCCCGAAUGUACGGACAUAAUGAAGGCCGAGGAGGAGACCAAUCGG
This is a messenger RNA of Medioppia subpectinata, 456 nucleotides long. The record is from the annotation of a GenBank genome assembly. NCBI's taxonomy places the organism in Eukaryota, Metazoa, Arthropoda, Arachnida, Sarcoptiformes, Oppiidae.